Molecule: messenger RNA, 3303 nt
Organism: Caenorhabditis remanei
Lineage: Eukaryota; Metazoa; Nematoda; Chromadorea; Rhabditida; Rhabditidae
Exons: 14
Coding region: 1-3303 (1100 amino acids)
Biological process (GO): SREBP signaling pathway
Cellular component (GO): Golgi membrane; endoplasmic reticulum membrane
Molecular function (GO): sterol binding; protein binding
Source: RefSeq, a predicted model, not a curated record
AUGAACGAUCAAAUGAAACGAAGGUGGAAAGAGGCGAAGGAGAGAAUCGGCAAUGCCUAUCACGAUUAUGGGCGUCUCUGCGCUGCGCAUCCAAAGACAUGUCUAUCGAUGUCUCUUCUCACAAUGAUUGUCCUCUCCUAUCCGACAAUAACCCGUUUGAGACUACCAGUUAGCACGCCGAUCGAUGUAUUUUGGAGUGAACAUUUACAUGUUAAUGAAAAAAUCGCUCCAUUCUGGAUCAACGAGAACCCAGCUUCGUAUAUUCAACAAUUCAUUGUUUCAACUACAGUAACCCCAUGGAAUGCGACUGAAAUGACACCGGAACAGGCGGUCCGUGCCGCAGUCGCCACGUCAUUUCGUAUCAGAAAUGUGCUGCUCGCGGAGCCAUCUGUCGAAGAGUUAUGUCUCCGAUUGGCCAAUCAACGAACGGAUUCCACGUGGCCGUUCCGAUCGAAAAGUCUUUGUGUUGUACUGUCGCCUGCUACCAUUUGGUAUAACAAUUUACAACGAUUUCGGGAGGAUGAUGACGUCAUUGAGACGGUAUUCAAUGAGCAGUGCAAAACGACGUUUUGUAUGAGAGAUCUGUUGUUGGGGGCACCGGUGGCAGCGACGGGCAUUAAGCAGAAGUAUCAGACGAAUCGGAAGAGAAAAAUCGAGUUCGCCGUCACCAUCUUCUUCGCUCGUUACAGUAAACGAGUGAUUCAAGGACUACGUGAGAAACUGCAGAAGGAAUUCGAACUUGUUGAAACUCCACCAAACGACGAGAGAACUUUCGUUCAAGUGUACUUCCAUCCGUUGAAGACGUUCUCCUCGUAUCUUCCACUGAUUUCUACGUAUUUUGUGUGCAUGCUCUACGUCUACUAUUCGUGCCGUAAAAUCCAAAUGGUUGCCUCCCGCUGGGGUCUCGCAUUCGCCUCUUGCUUCACAGUCGCCUCGACUCUCCUCAUGACAACUGGAAUCUGUGCUCAUCUGGAUCUGAGCACAACGACAUGGGGAUCAGAAGUCUAUCCGUAUAUCGCAUUGAUAAUGGGACUGGAAAACACUCUGUGUAUCACUCGAAGUGUUGUCUACACCUCACCAUCACUCGAUGUCUCAUCGAGAAUUGCUCAUGGAUUGUCACAGGAGGGAUACAAAUUGACAAAAUAUUAUAUAUUGGAAUUGGUGGCUCUUCUUAUUGGAUUCAUGACGAGAAUAUCGGAUAUUCAAGAAUUCUGUCAAUUCAGUGUCAUUUGUGUCACUGUUGACUUUUAUAUGCAGCUCUUCUUCUACGCCCCCUGCCUAACCUUCGAUCUGCAACGUCUCGGCCUCGAAGAAAAACGAAAAUUCGCUGAAAUCCUGCUCUACGAAGAGAUUCCCCGCCUCAAAAACUACGCUCCAAUCAGUUGUCCAAUGAGAAAAGUGUGGCCGAAACUGUUCGUAAUGAAGAAAAUGCAGAAGAGACGACUGUCGGAUUCUGGAGUUGAUGACGUCCGAAAGGAUUCAACUCAACAACGUCUUCUGAUGGAUUCGAAGGACGAUGGAGACGUGCCGAUUCCACGACCGGAGGAUUCAGUUCGCAUGAAGAUUAUGUAUUUUAUAACAAGAACGAGAAUUGUUCAGAGGACGAUUCUUGUUGUUUUCGCCAUUUGGACAGUCGUUUUGGUGUUUUUUGUGGGGUCGAGACAGUUGGGAAUGGAAAUGAAUUUGACGAACCAAUCAAUCGAAAGUUUGACACGUUCUCACCGCAUCUUAUCGACGGCAAACUUGCAAUACGGAAAUUGGCAGAGGAGAACUUAUAAGUGGUGGCCCGCCGUCGCGCAUGAAUACAACAUCUCUCUGAACUCCCGUUAUGUGACAUUCCUCCCUCCAAUCGUCAUCAAUGCAAAUAUUAAUCCAUCUGACAUCCUCCUCCAAAAAGUUGAAAAAAGUCCGGAAAGUUCUAAAAAUCCGGGAGAAGUGACAGAAGAAGACGCUCCGGUCCUUCGAUCCCGUAUCGAUUGGCUUGAAAUGCAGUUGAAAAUGUAUCUGGCGGCGUUUUGGAUUCUCUUGAUCACUACAGUAAUCUCAUUCUUUGCCUACGUAUUUCUGAGUGAUCGAUGGAAAGUUGGAGGAGUGAAACAGUUGAAAGAACAGAUACCAAGUGGUGGGGAGAUUGAUGGGAAUAGUGGGACCAAUGGAAAUGGAGGAGGACAGACACAGAAGAAUUUUGUGGAAACGUUACCCAUCGUCUACCAAGGACACCGUUUCCCAAUCGAAUCAGUGGCUAUCGAUGAGAACGACACGACUUCUUUCGUUUCUUGUUGUCAAGAGGGAAUUGUUUUCGUUUGGAAUACACAAACUGGUCAACGAACACUUCGAAUCAAUCGAUUGAGAGCUGUGCCGGAGAAAGGAAAGGAGAUUCCACAGGCACCCAAGAUUUGGGCGUUGGCGAAGAGAAACGACAUAAUAAUCCUCGGUUGCUGUGACGGUUCCAUCGAAAUCGCCAGUAUUUCUCGUAACAAACUCAUCGGUCUCUACACUAAAUCGACGAUUGGAGUAUCACAUAUCGUGUGUCGAAAUGAUGACGUGGCAGUUGUUCGGCUGGAUGGAUCUAUCGAGUUUUUGACAGUGGAUUAUGAUGAGGCGGAUGGAAAGCUUCGAGUCCGACAAAUCGAGCUGCUCAAAUCUCUCCGUGCUCAUCAGAAACCGAUUUGUCGUGUCGCCACGUGGCAAUCCCAAUCCCAACUCAUCACGUCUUCAUUCGAUCGAAGUAUCAAAAUGUGGAAUUGGAAUUCAGAAGGCGACGCGUCGAGAAUUGAGAUGUCCAACGUCUUCUUGGCUCACAACUCCCCCGUCGUCAAUCUGGCAGUGGAUGAGAGGCAAUCGAUAAUGUAUUCGUCGUGUGAGGAAGGAGUGAUAUGUUGGUGGAAUCUGUCGACUGGAGAACUCAUUCGAACAAUCGACAACAAUUGUACGUGGGCAUUCCAACUCGCCACGUCUUCUGAAUUCCUUCUAGGAUUCUAUGGAUCGUCGCAGUUGUACAUGUGGAAUGUCGAGAAUGGACAGUUGGCGUGUCGAGUGACGGAUGCGUUGGGCGAUGGAACGAGCGAAGACACCCUGUACACAGUUGGAAGUAGUGGAGUCGUAUCGUUUGAUGACCAAAUCGCAGCGACCGCCUCCUCGGAUUCGGUCACUUUUUGGGAUUUGAAACAUCGCGCCAUUAUUGGGAAGGUAAAACUCAACGGAAAAAUCAGUUCGAUGCGAAAACUGACAACCCAAAGUGUCCUGUGUGGUGUUGACAACUCAAUGUACGCAGUGACGGUUCCAUUGGUUCGAUUCAAAUGA